AUGCGUCUCACUAUCCGCGACAACAAGGAGCAGGCCGGCGCCUACAUUGCCGACUACAUCGCCAAGCGCAUCAACGCGUUCGAGCCUAGGGAGGGUCACCCCAACUUUGUUCUCGGCCUCCCGACUGGCGGGACUCCCAUGCCUGUGUACAGGCGCCUCGUCGAGCUGUACAACGAUGGCAAGGUCUCGUUCAAGGAUGUCAUCACCUUCAACAUGGACGAGUACGUCGGCAUCCCCCGCGACCACCCCGAGUCGUACCACACGUUCAUGUUCAAGAACUUCUUCUCCCUGACUGACAUCAACCCUAAGAACACCAACAUCCUCGACGGUAACGCCAAGGACCUGCACGGCGAGUGCGAGGCCUACGAGGCCAAGAUCAAGGCUGUCGGCGGCAUCGACCUCUUCCUCGGCGGCAUUGGUGUUGACGGGCACGUGGCGUUCAACGAGCCCGGCUCGUCGCUGAGCUCGCGCACUCGCAUCAAGACGCUCGCUUACGACACAAUUGUCGCCAACGCGCGCUUCUUCGACAACAACCUUGAUCUCGUCCCCCGCAUGUCCCUCACCGUCGGUGUGCAGACCGUCAUGGACGCGUGUGAGGUCGUUCUCCUCGCGACCGGACAGAACAAGGCGCUCGCGAUCUCGCAGAUGAUCGAGGGUGGCAUCAACCACAUGGUUACCGCGUCUGCGCUCCAGAUGCACCCCUGGGCACUGGUUGUGUGUGACGAGGACGCGACGGCUGAGCUCCGUGUCAAGACCGUCAAGUACUUUAAGAGUAUCGAAAAGGUCCAGGACGAGGUGGAUGCCAAGUACGGCGACUCUACACUCCGCCUGAACCACCCCACUCAGGUUUAG
Molecule: messenger RNA, 852 nt
Organism: Cutaneotrichosporon cavernicola
Lineage: Eukaryota; Fungi; Basidiomycota; Tremellomycetes; Trichosporonales; Trichosporonaceae
Gene: NAG1
Exons: 3
Coding region: 1-852 (283 amino acids)
Biological process (GO): carbohydrate metabolic process; N-acetylglucosamine catabolic process; N-acetylneuraminate catabolic process
Cellular component (GO): cytoplasm
Molecular function (GO): glucosamine-6-phosphate deaminase activity; identical protein binding
Source: RefSeq, a predicted model, not a curated record